Rodentolepis nana is the source of this 405-nucleotide messenger RNA. NCBI's taxonomy places the organism in Eukaryota, Metazoa, Platyhelminthes, Cestoda, Cyclophyllidea, Hymenolepididae. The record is from the annotation of a GenBank genome assembly.
AUGUCUCAGAUGAGAGCUGUUAAUGACGAAUCUGAUGCCAAAGAAUUGAAAUUUCCGCCGGAGUUCGAAAAUGCAGAAACUCUGAUGAUUUCGGAAGUGAAAUUUUUGUUAGAAAAUAGGAAAAAGCAGAAUGAAACCAACCUUGCUCAUGAGGUUGAACUUUCUGCUAAUUUCACAAAGACGUACAAUUAUGCCACACAAUUUUCUAAAUUUAACAACCGCGAUACUAUUGAAACGCAAAAGAGAUUUCACAAUUUCGAGUUGGCCGCUAUAGCAAAUCUUCUUCCAGAUACAGCUGAGGAGGCAAAGGUACUUAUUCCCAGUUUGGAAAAUGCCCGAUUUCCUGAAGAGGAACUUCAGCAAAUUCUUGAUGAAAUUCAGUCUAAGCGAAGUUUCCAAUCGUAA